Messenger RNA from Rhinolophus ferrumequinum (greater horseshoe bat), 2128 nucleotides. It is a transcript of the gene CLPB, whose product is annotated as caseinolytic mitochondrial matrix peptidase chaperone subunit B. The record is from RefSeq and is a predicted model, not a curated record. The coding region runs from base 1 to 2034 and encodes 677 amino acids. Gene Ontology annotation, molecular function: ATP hydrolysis activity; protein binding; ATP binding. Lineage: Eukaryota; Metazoa; Chordata; Mammalia; Chiroptera; Rhinolophidae. Gene Ontology annotation, cellular component: cytoplasm; mitochondrion. The transcript has 16 exons. Gene Ontology annotation, biological process: cellular response to heat.
AUGCUGGGAUCCCUGGUGUUGUGGAGAACAGCGCUGGCGCCGCGGCUCCUCCUUCAGCUGCUCAGGUCCCCAUCGCUCCGGAGCCAUGGAGGUCCCUCCCGCCGGAGUGUGACCAUCGGGGGCUGCGGGGAGCCACAGUGGCUGAGGACCACCAUCGGAGGGCGCCCUGGAACAUCGCUGGCCUUGCUCACCCGAGGAGGGGCAGCCACCAGGGGGCGCCAGGGAGGACGCACCGGGACCCAGUGCCUUGCAGCCGCCACAUGGGGACACCUUCCUAGCCUGGAAGAAACACGCCCAGGACACGACAGCUGUAACGGGGUCCCCAGCAGGGCCGGACUGGGCAUAUGGGCCUUGGCCACGGCUCUGGUGGUUCACUGUUACAGCAAGAGCUCGUCCAACAAGGAUGCAGCCCUGAUGGAAGCUGCUCGCGCCAACAAUGUCCAGGAAGUCAGCAGGCUAUUGUCCGAAGGUGCAGAUGUCAACGCAAGGCACAGACUUGGCUGGACAGCACUCAUGGUGGCUGCCAUCAGCCGAAAUGACAGUGUGGUGCAGGUUCUGCUUGCUGCUGGUGCUGACCCAAACCUUGGGGACGAUUUCAGCAGUGUUUACAAAACCGCCAAGGAGCAGGGAAUCCAUUCUUUGGAAGUCCUGGUCACCCGAGAGGAUGAUUUCAACAACCGGCUGAACAACCGCGCCAGCUUCAAGGGCUGCACAGCCCUGCACUACGCUGUCCUCGCCGACGACUACCGCACCAUCAAGGUGCUGCUCGAUGGAGGAGCCAAUCCCCUACAGAGGAAUGAAAUGGGACACACACCCUUGGAUUACGCCAGAGAAGGGGAAGUGAUGAAGCUUCUGAGGACUUCUGAGGCCAAGUACCAGGAGAAGCAGCGGAAGCGUGAGGCUGAGGAGCGGCGCCGCUUUCCGCUGGAGCAGCGCCUGAAGGAGCACAUCAUUGGCCAGGAGGGUGCCAUUGCCACCGUGGGUGCAGCGAUCCGGAGGAAGGAGAAUGGCUGGUACGAUGAAGAACACCCUCUGGUCUUCCUCUUCUUGGGAUCAUCUGGAAUAGGAAAAACCGAGCUGGCCAAGCAGACAGCCAAGUAUAUGCACAAAGAUGCCAAAAAGGGCUUCAUCAGGCUGGACAUGUCUGAGUUCCAGGAGCGGCAUGAGGUGGCCAAGUUUAUCGGGUCCCCACCAGGCUACAUCGGCCAUGAGGAGGGUGGCCAGCUGACCAAGAAGCUGAAGCAAUGCCCCAAUGCCGUCGUGCUCUUUGAUGAAGUAGACAAGGCCCAUCCAGAUGUGCUUACCAUCAUGCUGCAGCUGUUUGAUGAGGGCCGGCUGACAGAUGGAAAAGGGAAGACCAUCGAUUGCAAGGAUGCCAUCUUCAUCAUGACCUCCAACGUGGCCAGCGACGAGAUCGCACAGCACGCACUGCAACUGAGGCAGGAAGCUUUGGAGAUGAACCACAGCCGCAUUGCCGAGAACCUCGGGGAUGUCCAGAUGAAUGACAAGAUCACCAUCUCAAAGAACUUCAAGGAGAAUGUGAUCCGCCCCAUCCUGAAAGCUCACUUCCGGAGGGAUGAGUUUCUGGGACGAAUCAAUGAAAUCGUCUAUUUCCUUCCCUUCUGCCACUCGGAGCUCAUCCAGCUAGUCAACAAGGAGCUGAACUUCUGGGCCAAGCGAGCCAAGCAAAGGCACAACAUCACGCUGCUCUGGGACCGCGAGGUGGCAGACGUGUUGGUCGACGGCUACAAUGUGCACUAUGGGGCCCGCUCCAUCAAGCAUGAGGUAGAGCGCCGUGUGGUGAACCAGCUGGCGGCUGCCUAUGAGCAGGACCUACUGCCAGGGGGCUGUACCCUGCGCAUCACUGUGGAGGAUUCGGACAAGCAGCUACUCAAGAGCCCUGAGCUGCCCUCACCCCAGGCUGAGAAGCGUCCACCCACACUGCGGCUGGAGAUCAUUGAUAAGGACAGCAAAACCCACAAACUGGACAUCCGGGCCCCACUCCACCCUGAGAAGGUGUGCCACACCCUCUAGCUACCUGCAUAUGCGUGCCCUCAGCCUCCAAUAAAGGCCCCUCGGCUGUGGCAUGGCAACUGACCGACCUUCCCCUCAUACCUCUCGCUCCUCU